AGAGUUUUACCCAGUGUUAUGAAAUCUCCGCCGUCCAUCUCGACAGUACCCAGCCCGAUGAUGCAUGGUGUAGCGGGCGCUUUGGCGAGCACUAUGUCAAUAGUUAUAUUAUACCCGAUCGAUCAAAUACGCACUUUACAGCAAGCAGCAUCAUCGUCUUCCCAGAAUGGUUCAAUACUCCUAUCUCAACUACUAUCCUUAAAGACCUUACCAUCGCUGUAUAAGGGAAUAGGAAGCUCAGUAGAAGCCAUGCUAGUGAGCUACUUUGUUUUCUUCUUUACAUUUGCAUACUUCAGACGAAUGAAGUUGAAAAUUUCUGGUAGGAGUAAACCAAGCCCAGUUGACAAUCUGGUGUCGUCGAUAGGUGCGGGAAUACUCAAUGUAUUAAUAACGAGCCCCCUGUGGGUAUAUGCCACGAAUAAGCGCCUGGGCCUGGGGGCGGCUGAACGCGGAACCUCUUUUGUAUCGUUCCUAAUGAAAACAGAAAAAUGGACAGAUUUGUGGAAAGGUACAGCUGCAUCACUGUGGCUGGUGUGCAAUCCUGUAGUGCACUUUGUUGUUUAUGAAACAGGACGACUAGCAUUGCUGAGUCAGGAGCUUAAUACGGUGAGCAGCUCGAAUGUGGGCGAUGAUACUCCACGAGUGUUGACGGACAGGCAAGCGUUGGUCCUGGGAGGGGCCGCUAAGUUCUGCGCAACUAUGGCUACUUAUCCACUCCAGCUUGUACAAACGAAGUUGCGAGCCCAAGGGUCCUCAGAGACUGGGUCUACUUUGGGAUGCCUCUUGGAUGUGUAUAGACGAAGUGGUGUGAUAGGCUGCUAUUCGGGUCUGCAAGCCAAACUUGCUCAAACUGUAUUAAAUGCAAUGUUGAUGUCUGUAUUAUACGAGAGGAUCCUCAAUCUGGUUCAUCAUAACUCCUCGGUUGUGUCGGCUGCUUUGAAGAGGUACCGAGCAAAACUGGCCGAGUGACCCAUGUUCGGUCCCCGGCGGCCGAAUUUCUAUAUUACAGUUUGAGAAACAAGCUCUAUUCCGUAAUCGGUUUGUUGUGGGCGUAAUUAUAUAACAGUAAUUCGGAGCCGUACCA
Molecule: messenger RNA, 1084 nt
Organism: Perkinsus marinus ATCC 50983
Lineage: Eukaryota; Perkinsozoa; Perkinsida; Perkinsidae
Exons: 8
Coding region: 19-969 (316 amino acids)
Cellular component (GO): peroxisomal membrane
Molecular function (GO): ATP transmembrane transporter activity; ADP transmembrane transporter activity; NAD transmembrane transporter activity
Source: RefSeq, a predicted model, not a curated record